Messenger RNA from Lotus japonicus, 1248 nucleotides. RefSeq lists its product as uncharacterized. Bases 141 to 746 code for a protein of 201 amino acids. Lineage: Eukaryota; Viridiplantae; Streptophyta; Magnoliopsida; Fabales; Fabaceae. The record is from RefSeq and is a predicted model, not a curated record. The transcript is spliced from 2 exons.
CCAAAUUCUCAAUUUGUUGUAUGAACGGUAAGAUUGUGUUACCACACUUAGAAAAACCUCCUGCGUUGCUCUACAACCUCCUUACAGGAAAUGACCAUUGAUCGAAGAAUUUCAUUGAGAACAUUAGGUGUUACAAUAGCAUGUUUGCAUUUACAUCUAUUGGUGGAAAGGUUGUGUCUUCGGUGAAUGACGGUGGUGGUCCUCCACAGUUUAUUUUGAGCGGGCAAAAUUAUCAUCGGAUUGGUAGCUUGCUUCCACCGGAAGGAAAGACUCCUAAAUUUGCCCAGUUAUAUAUCUAUGACACGCAUAAUGAGCUUCAGAAUAGAAUGCAGCAUUUCAGUUCAUCUGAAAAGGGUGGAAGUGUUGAUAUUAGUAUUGUGCGUGAUUUAAAAAAUAUGGUAGAUGAACACAACAAAUUAGCUCAAUCAUUCCGUCGUGUUCGAGAUUAUCUACAUGAAAACGAAGGCACUCAAUUAUCUUUAAGAUUAUUCAGAAGUCGAGGUCGAGAUCUGAGGACAUAUAAUCUUCCUACAUGUGAUGAAGUUGCAGCAUUGAUAGUUGGUGAUUUUAAUAAUGAGGAGGUUGGAAGAGAUAUUAUAGUGAAAACAAGUGACGGAAUGUUGCAGAGAAUUCAUGAAACACAUACUGCAUUCAUACCUCUGCAGUAUCCUUUGAUGUUCCCGUAUGGUGAUGAUGGUUACCAAGAAGACAUACCAUACAGUGAGGAAUACUUAGAGUUAGACUAAGAGAAUAUAUUGCAUACAGAAUACAAGAUAGACAUGUAGAGUAUGGCAAUAUUCUACUAGGCAGAAGACUCUUUCAGCAAUUUGUGGUUGAUACGUACACUAUGAUUGAAUCACAGCGGUUAUCAUUUGUUAGAAGAAACCAGAAUUUAAUAAGAGUAGAUUUUCUUAAUGGGCUGGAAGAAGCUAUUGACAGAGGAGAGACAGAUCCGACUACUGUUGGCAUGCAUGUUAUAUUACCUUCAUCAUUUAUGGGCGGGAUGCAAUACAUGUUUAAUAACUGCCAAGAUGCUAUGGCCAUUUGCAAAAAAUAUGGCUAUCCAAACCUUUUUAUCACUGCUACGUGCAAUGCAGCUUGGAGUGAAAUUAAAAGAUAUGUUCGUCCAAUGAACCCUCGUCCAGAUGAUAGGCCGGAUAUAUGUUGUAGAGUUUUCAAGAUGAAACUAGACCAAAUGAUGUCUGAUUUUAAACAAGGUGCUAUCUUUGGUGGAAUUGAAGCAGGUAU